Diplodia corticola is the source of this 1293-nucleotide messenger RNA. RefSeq names its product cation-transporting atpase 4. Bases 1 to 1293 code for a protein of 430 amino acids. NCBI's taxonomy places the organism in Eukaryota, Fungi, Ascomycota, Dothideomycetes, Botryosphaeriales, Botryosphaeriaceae. The record is from RefSeq and is a predicted model, not a curated record. The transcript has 4 exons.
AUGGUGCUCUCUCCUACCGGUCCCGCGCUCGUGCUCGAGACUGUGUCUAUUGUCCUUCUUACCUUGUCAUGGGUCGUCGUCGUUGCUCGGGUGCUCGUGCGGAAGGGCAUGAAGGCGUUUGGUUUGGAUGAUUGGAUGAUGGUGUCAGGACUUGUUCUAUACACACUUGCUUGCCAGGCCACAAUCACAUCAGCCUAUAACGGCAUUGGCGCUCACAAGGAACGCAUUACUGUCUAUUAUGACCAACAGGGCCGUAAGUGGUUCAUGUUCUUCCAGAUCUGGUACAUUGCCUCCACCGUACCGAUCAAGUGUGCCAUUUGCAUCGCCCUCCUCCGCAUCACCCAGCAGCGCAAAUACCGCUACUCGCUCUGGGGCAUCAUGUUCCUGAGUACCAUCGGCGCCGUAACCACCAUCGCCACCGUCCUGGCCCAAUGCCAGCCGAUUGCCGCAACCUGGGAUAAGGAUCUCGGCACCUGCAUCGACACGAAGGUCAUCACCAACUCGUCAUACUUCCUUUCAGCCUGCUCCAUCAUCACCGACUGGUCUUGUGCCAUUCUUCCAGCCUUCAUCCUAUGGAACGUUCAGCUGCGCUUCCGCAUCAAAGCCUCUGUCGUCGUUAUCCUGGCCCUGGGUGUCGUCGCCUCCACCGCCACCCUCGUCCGCCUCCGCUACCUCCUCAACUACAACAGCCCAGACGACUACCUCUACGGCCUCGCCAACAUCGCCGUCUGGUCCAUCAUCGAAUCCGGCAUCGGCCUCGUCGCCGGCUCGCUCCCCGCCCUGCGGCCCCUCCUCCGCUUCAUCCCCUUCUUCGGCUCCUCGCUGUCGCACAGCGGGCCCAGCAAGGACGCCGCCACGACCGCCAACGGCGGCCGCACCCGCCGCGGCAGCCGCCUGACCAGCACGCACAACCACCACCACAAACUCGACACGUUCCGCAUGUCGGGCGACGACGGCAACGGCAGCGCCGGCGGCAGGGACGCCGCGGCCUACGGCGGCGGGGAGCGCUACCAGACGGCGUGCGAGGCGGGCAAGCGCAACUGGGAGGAGCUGUCGGACGCGGAGAGCCAGAAGUACAUCCUGAAGGAGAGCCACGUCACCGUCACCAACGAGGCCGUCGGCGUCGUCGAGCACUUGGAGAUGGACGACUUCGAUCGCGAGCACAUGCGGAGGCAUCCCGAGGAGCACGAGUACGACCGCGAUCGCCAUGACCAUCCGUCGCCGUUGUCGGAUGAGAGCGGCGGCGGCGGUGGUGGUGGCGGCGGCGGCGGCAUGUUUGGGGGGAAGAGGUGA